CUCCUGCAGCAGAUUCUCAGCCUUCGCCUCGUGCCCCGCGUGGGAAAUGGCACCACCACCUACUCCAGCCCGCUCUCCACCUUCCCAGAGAUGUGGUACGGCGUCUUCCUGUGGGCACUCGUCUCCUCCCUUGCCUUCCACGUCCCGGCCGCGUUGCUCGCCCUCUUUACGCUCCGGCACCACAAGUACGGCAGGUUCAUGUCCGUGAGCGUCCUGCUGAUGGGCAUCGUGGGACCCAUCACCGCCGGCACCCUCACAAGUGCUGCCAUUGCUGGAGUUUACAGAGCUGCAGGAAAAAAAAUGAUUCCCUUUGAGGCCCUCAUUUUUGGCGUGGGCCAGACGUUCUGUGUGGUGGUGGUUUCGUUCCUGCGCAUUCUGGCCACUCUGUAGUUCCUCUGGAGAGGCUGGAGAACACAAACCAGAGGGGGAGUAAAGGACCUGCUGCCUCAGAACAAAUUACAGGGAGCACAGCUCCAGCCUUGUGCUUCUUCCACUGAUUUAAGGAAUUGGGAGGACUUGCUCCUGCCUCCAGCCUGGCUUGAAACUUAAAAAUUGUGAAUUUUGUUACUUUUUGGUAACAUUAAGUGCCAAGUGAAACUCUGUUUUCCUGGAGGGUUGGAAAAUGGCUACCAGGGGAGGAGAUCCGGGUACCUUUCACCAGUGAUGAAUUGUAGUAACAGGACAUGACUAAAAUGUGACACCAGCUGUGCUGGGGUGGGAACAGGACCAGAGUGACAUCGUGCCCUCAGAGCUCACUCACUGCUUUGUGGCUUGGUUUUGAGUGAACCUGAAGCUCUUUUAAUGUCUGUUUUUAAAUUAAAAUGUUAAUUUGUUUUCUUCCUGGCCCAAACUUCUUAAUACCAGGUCACAGCCAUAGUGGAUUUGGGAACAGCAAGAGGAAAACUCAUUUUAGAUGAGAGUGCAAAUUUGCUUUUAGGAGCUCUGGCUGUGAAUGCUGCACAGGGGAAAUCGCUGGUAUAAAAAAGAUUUUGUGAAUUUUGUUACAGCAAAGCCCUUCUGGCCCUGUGAAUGUUCUGCCCAGGGACAAAGCACAGUGGAAUGGCACUCCAGAAAUCCCAGGUGUGCAUGUGGGUGUGCACAGCUUCUCCUCAGUCUUUGAAGGAAACUCAUGUUUUCAAAUGACCCUGUUCUCCUUUGACUCACUGAUGCUGUUCAUGUUGGUGUGGUGGAGUUGGGUGUCUGCACUGAUCUGGAAGUGGCACUGGCCAGCUUGGGUAAAAUCCCUCAUGCUGCUGCCAGCUGCGUGGCCAGGCUGGCUGGCAUGUCCCCAGUGUGGGGAACGUGCCGCGUGUUCAGCACCCAGCCAACAGCGUGCCAGGGAUUGGGAGAGCUGCAAGGCUCAUGGCAAGAGCCUGGAUGAUUCCUGUGUCCAUGUGAACACAGCCCCAAAUCAACCCUUCUCCACAGGCAGUAGUCUCCUCGUUAAUAGUUUUAGUUUGUUUUGGUUUUAGGAGACUUUUAACUAAUUGGUAACUCUGCACUUGUGCCCAGAGUUGUGCCACAUGGCUUGGGCACUCGAGCAGCUAAUUGGGUGCUUCCUGGGGCUUGGUUCUUUGGGGAAGCUGAGGUUGUAUUCCAGGGAUGUGGCUGGUGGUCAGUGUAGCCACCCCUAGGGGUUUGCUGUGGUCUGUGUUUGUACCCAGCUCACACCAUGUGGGCUGCAGAGAGAAAGUGCUGUCUAUGUCCAGCCUUUCAAGGGACAGUUCCCAUCUGUGUCUUCAUUUAAUUCCUCUGGUUUCCAAAUCAGUUCCUUUUAUACCUGCAGCAUUUCCUAGGGUCAUUUAUCUACUGUGAGCCCAUAUCCUUAGUGCUGAAAUAACUGGAUGUGGCACUUAGUGCCAUGUUCUGGAUGAUGAGGUGGUGACCAGCCAAAGGUUGAACUCAAUCUCAGAGGGCUUUUCUAAACUAAAUUGAUUCUGUGAUCCUUCAAUAGGACAGUCUUUAUCAUAGAAAAGGGUUUCUCUCUGCACAGACUUCUCAGGAGUGGUUUGUCCAUGGAGAGAGGUGUUUUGCAGCAGCUACUUACUGAGAUUCCUAUAAAUUUUAGCCUAUGUUAAUUCAGGGAAUAUAGAUGCACAGUUUAGGAAAUAAUUUAAUGUGAAUCCUCUAGGUGGGUGAGGUCCAAGUGGUGUAACAUACACUAAACCCUGGAUCUGUGGAGAGCCCUGUGUGCUGUGCUGCUUGUAGAGAGCCAGUCUUCCUGCCAGGGCAGAAACAAUGAAAAAAAAGGAAUAAGCUUGCUUUCUUUUCCCUCUUCCCACUUGGUAUUUCCGCAUGUGUACAGAGUGCACAGUUUAAUUUACAGGUAUUAUCCUGUGUUUUACUGGAUGGAUUAAAAGUAUCUCAUGAAAUUUGGAUAGGGUGGGUCUGGCUUUACCUUUCAGGUGACACCAGAAACCAAUGUCCUGAGCACCUGCUGUGCUCUCCUUUACCCUGCCCCGGUGCCUGGCACCGCUCAAUAGCCAUUAAGCUGAUUGCAACUGAGAAAGCACUUUAUCCACGUGCCCCGUGCUACAGCAAGAGGAGGUUUCCUUGCAGGAACAGGACUGGGGUGCAGGACACAAAUGGGGCUGUUACAGAGCUCACAAGUGAAAAAUUGCUUGGUAAAGUCACUCAGUGCUGGGUGAACUGAAAACCUCCUAUUUUCUAUCCCCUGGAAUCUCCGAGAGUCUGUUUUGAGGGGUUCUGGUUUACUUGAAGAGUUGUCAGCUUGACCCUGUUUGGAGCUGGCCAUGUCUAUCUAUGCCUGGAUGCUGUGAAAUUUUCAGGGAAUUCUUGCACAAAAGGUGAACAAUCAGCUGAUUUGUCUUGACAGCACAGGAGGCAAGUUCUUUGUGUCACCUUAUGCUCACAGAGCAUCCUCCACUCCACUGGCUGCUGCUGGCAACCUCCCUCUCCAGUAAAACCAGAGCUAAACAGAAAGGAGGAGUAGCCUUGAGUUGAAGCACCAGAUUCUGGCAGUUGAAGCACUAGUGCAGUUUCUUCCUGUCAUUGGUUUGUCCUUCUCUUUCCAUUCCUUUAUUCCAAGUGAGGCAUGUGGAGGAAUCCCUUCAGUUUUCAUCAGGUAGACUUUGCUCAAACUUGCCAAAAAAACUGCAAAGAGCUGGCAAAAACAUCAACACUGAGGUGUCCUAGGCUCAGCAGUGCUGUGAGCCUCUGCUGGGGAGCUGAGCCAGUGUGCUGGUUAAAGAAACACCUUCUGGAGAAGCUGCCUGCCCUGGAGGAACACCCAUUUAUGCCAAGGCUUGUGGCUCCCUGUGUGUGACAUCCCCUGCUCCCACCUGGCUUCCUCUCACAGCUGCAGCUGUCAUGAACAAAUCUUUGUAUGAAAAUUCUGUACAUUUUAUUUUUCUACUGACACUCCUAAUCCCAGUGGUGAUUAUCAGUAAAUUCUGUAACUCUUGA
Molecule: messenger RNA, 3426 nt
Organism: Cyanistes caeruleus (blue tit)
Lineage: Eukaryota; Metazoa; Chordata; Aves; Passeriformes; Paridae
Gene: TMEM170A
Product: transmembrane protein 170A
Biological process (GO): endoplasmic reticulum tubular network organization
Cellular component (GO): endoplasmic reticulum membrane
Source: RefSeq, a predicted model, not a curated record